This is a messenger RNA of Arachis stenosperma, 4268 nucleotides long. Its product is annotated as putative disease resistance protein At3g14460. The transcript has 2 exons. Gene Ontology annotation, molecular function: ADP binding. The record is from RefSeq and is a predicted model, not a curated record. The coding region runs from base 131 to 3844 and encodes 1237 amino acids. NCBI's taxonomy places the organism in Eukaryota, Viridiplantae, Streptophyta, Magnoliopsida, Fabales, Fabaceae. Gene Ontology annotation, biological process: defense response to other organism.
UUGUGUCAGCCUUCUUUCUCUUUUUGCUAUCAAAUUGUUGAGAACUACUUCAUCUUCACUAUAAGCUUUGAUAGACCAACACACAGUUGUUCAUAGCUGAAAAUCUCUGACCACUUGUUGAGAUCAUAUCAUGGCUGGUGCACUUAUUGGUGGAGCUUUUCUCUCUGGCUUCAUUAAUGUUGUUUUUGACAGGUUCCUUUCUUCCGAGGCUGCCAACUUGAUCAUUGGCAAGAAGCUUGGCCCUGACUUAGUUGAAAGACUAAGGAUUUCUCUGCAUGCUGCUGAAGCUUUGGUUGAUGAUGCUGAGUACAAGCAAUUGGACAACCCUUCUGUGAAGGACUGGCUCAACAGUCUCAGGGAUGCUGUUUAUGUUGCUGAUGACUUGCUGGAUUCUGUCCUCACCAAAGAGGCUACUCGAAAGGAGGUACGUUCUUUCUGGACCAUUAGCUUCCUCAACCAAGAUAGGGAGAUAGUAGAUAAGAUGGAAGAUGUGGUUAGAAGGAUAAACUUUUUUGAAAAACAGAAGGAUUUCCUUGGUCUUGAAAAGACUACCAAGAGGAACUUCUUGUCAUGGAGAAUUCCAUCCACAUCUCUUGCUGAAGGUAAUAUCUUUGGCAGGGAAAAAGAGCAAGAUGAAAUAAUCAAGAUAAUAAAUGAUAAUAGAGAGCAUCAGUUGUCUGUGAUUCCCAUUGUGGGCAUAGGUGGAGUUGGUAAAACAACUUUAGCACAAUGGUUGUACAAUAAUGACAAGUUGAUGGAGGGGUUUCAAGUCAAAGAAUGGGUUUGCAUUUCGGAACACUUUGAUAUUGUUCAAGUUACAAAGAGUAUCAUAGGCCAAAAUGCUCAACGUAUUGAUGAUUUCAACUCACUUCAACUUGAAUUGAAGGAAAAAUUAUCUGCAAAGAAGUUCUUUAUUGUUCUGGAUGAUGUUUGGAGUGAUGAUGGUGAUGUCUGGAAGAAAUUUAAGACCCCUUUCCAAUAUGGGGCCAAGGGAAGUACAAUUCUUGUAACAACUCGUGUCAAAGAGGUUGCCUCUGUAGUCCAAACUUGUCCCCCUUAUGUUCUUAGUGAGUUGUCUGAAGAUUGUUGUUGGUCAGUGUUUGCAACCAAUGCUUGUUUUCCAGAAUCAAAUGGGAGUCCAACACUAGAAGAAAUCGGAAGAAAGAUUGUCAAGAAGUGUAAGGGGUUACCAUUAGCUGUGGAAACACUUGGACGUAUGUUGCGGACGAAGCACAAUGUUAAGGAAUGGGAAGAUGUACUAAUUAGUGAUAUUUGGGAAUUUUUUGUGAAAAAUAGUAAAAUUAUUCCAGCAUUGUUAAUUAGUUACUUCCACCUUCCUGCACAUUUGAAGCGUUGCUUUGUUCAUUGUUCAUUGUAUCCGAAAGAUUAUGAUUUUGAUAAAGCUGAAUUAAUUUUGCUAUGGAUGGCAGAAGAUCUUUUAAGGCCACCAAAGAGAGGAGAGAGUUUAGAAGAAGUUGGUUGCGAGUGUUUUGAUGAACUAGCUUCCAGAUUAUUUUUUAAACAACAUAAGGACUCUUCCAAGAAUUUUGUGAUGCAUGACCUCUUACAUGAUUUAGCAUUGUUCCUUGCUGGAGACUUCUAUUGUAGAUUUAAAGAGCUUGGUGAUGCAGAGCGUAUCUGUCCACAAACUCGUCAUUUGUCCUAUGAAAGCUUGAGUCAUUUGAUCUCAAAUGAUUUUGAUUCAAUCAGUAAAGUAGAAUCUUUGAGAACAUUCUUGCCAACCAAGAUCUUUUCUUGUUCAGACAACAUUGAUUGUGUAACAUGUAUCCUAAUAUCCAAGCUCAAAUAUUUGAGAGUUUUGUCAUUUCUCUGGUUCACAAAACUUGAUGUAUUGCCUGAUUCAAUAGGUGAAUUGACCUAUUUGCGUUACUUGAAUCUCUCUAGAACAAGUAUUAAGAUACUACCAGAUUCCUUGUGUGAUUUGUAUAAUCUACAAACAUUGAAGCUGGAUGACUGUUCUAGUUUGACUAUGUUACCCAACAGCAUGCACAAGCUUGUGAAUUUGCAGCAUCUCUAUAUUAAGAGAACUUCUUUGAAAGAAAUGCCAGGAAGAAUGAGCAAAUUGAAAAAGUUGCAUAUUUUAAGCAACUUUGUGGUGGGCAAGCAUGAAGACAAUGGAAUCCAAGAAUUAGGAGGGCUUUUAAAUCUUCAUGGAUCAUUUGAGAUUAAGAAAUUGGAGAAUGUUGCUGAUGUCAAAGAAGCAAGGAGUGCAAGGAUAACAGAUAAGAAGAACAUUGACAAAUUACAGUUGGAAUGGUCUUCAAGUGAUGAUAUGGUUUCAAAUACAGAAAAAGAAAGAGAUAUACUCCACAGCUUGCAACCACACAAUGGCUUGAAAGCAUUGACAAUAACAGGAUACAAGGGCACAACAUUUCCAAAGUGGGUUGGGAACCGUUCCUACAACAAUAUGACUCGUGUAUCUCUAGUGUCCUGCACCAAUUGUUGCAUGCUUCCAUCACUUGGACAGCUGCCAUCUCUUAAGUCCCUUAGAAUUCAAGGUUUUGAUCAGCUGAGGAGUAUUGGCAUGGAGUUUUACCAAAAUGAAGAUGAUCAUUCUUCUUUGCAUAUUGCACCUUUUCCUUCACUGGAGACUUUGGAAUUUUCUGAUAUGCCAAGUUGGGAGGUGUGGCACUUAUCCAACUCAGAAACUUUUCCUCAACUCAGGAAGCUUGAAAUAACAGAUUGUCCAAUGCUAAAGGAAGAUAUGCUUAAUCAGGUAUUCUUGCAAAUCAUUUUUUCAUUGUCAGAGGGGUCGAAAAUUCGCAAGCUACUUGUAGGUGAAGAUCAUUUUGGAAGCAGUCAACGGAUGAUUCUUGAAGGGGAUACUUUAAUAAUUAGUGGAUAUAAGUCAGUGGUGGAGUCAGCAUUUGAGGCAAUGAGCAUCAACCACCUAGUUUGCCUCCAAGAACUAAGAAUCAUACAAUGUUGGUUUGCUGUAUCCUUUCAAGGAAAUCGCUUACCAGAAUCUUUGCAAAAGUUGACAAUUGAGAAUUGUGGUGAACUGGAAUUCGGAGAUCAGCAUCAACUGAACUACAAUUUAUUAGAUCUAUCCAUAGAAGCAGGUAGCUGUAGUUCACUCACCUCAUUCUCAUUGGAUGCCUUUCCAAAUCUCAAGACUCUCAAGAUAUCAGAAUGUGAGAAUCUGAAAUCACUUUCAUUGUCACAGCCACCACACACUGCCCUUCAACAUCUCACCAUCUAUAGCUGCCCCGAAUUCGUGUCAUUUACAGGAGAAGGACUAGCUGCACCAAACUUGACUCAUCUUGAAAUCACGGAUUGUAACAAGUUGGAGGCAUUGCCGAGUGACAUGAAUACUCUUCUUCCCAAUCUAAAAUCUCUCCACAUGCUACAUUGCCUAGGAAUUUGUAGGUUGCCAGAAGGUGGUUUGCCACCUAACUUGAUAGAGCUUACUAUUGGAGGUUGUGAGGAACAACUGAAGGAUCUAUCUUGGAUGGGAAACUUGGACUCCCUCACUCAUUUUACCAUUCUUGGUUUUGAUUGUGAUAGCUUGAAGUCAUUCCCGGAGGCCGGUUCCCUGCCUCAACUUCCCUCCCUUACCACCCUAAAGAUCAGUUGGUUUGAGAAUCUGGAGACGUUAGAAUGCAAGGAGCUUCUCCCCCUCACCUCCCUCCAACAAUUAAUAAUUGAAGAAUGUCAUGAGCUGCAGAAAAUGGCAGGGGAAAUGCUGCCUUCCUCUUUGUUAUUGCUUCAAGUUGAAAGAUGUCCUUUGUUGGCAGAAGGCUGCAAGAUGAAGCACCAACAAGUUUGGCCAAAACUUUCACACAUCCGCACCAUUGAAGUUGAUGGAGAACACAUUUUCUGAAUAGAGAUUUCUCACCAGAGAUAUAUCAGUGUCCAACAUGAUAUUCUGAAAACAGAAACAAUAUCAGUUGCAGAAAAGGAGAGGGAAACUUGAAAGAUAAACAUCAACAACUGAUAAGAUCUUGUGGACAGUUGCAACUUGCAUCUGCACUCAAAACAAUGCAUGCAUGUAGUGAAUGUAUUGCAGUUGCAGCUUCAUUUUCUGAGAGAAGGAGUGCACAGCCUAUUGGGCUUAUUGGUGCUGUUGUUUGAAUGAAAUCGGUGCUGAUAGCUGAGAUUGAACUCUCAAUGUUAAAGGCAGUGAAAAUACAGAAGCUGCACAUUGCCACAUUUUGUUACUUUAUUUAAUUAUUUACAACAAAGCCAGUUAAUGAGUUAAGAUCAAUUUUUAACUGGUUCGAUAAAAGUAAAAUUUCAUCAUAUAU